AUGGAUCGUACUAUAGCUGAAUUAAAAGGUUUUGAAAUAAAACGUAAUGGUGAGUUACAAUUAAUAAAAAUAUUUCAAGCAAGUGUUUUUGAAGCAUUUCUUAAAGGAACAACACUUGAAGAAUGUUAUAAUCAUGUUGCAACUAUUGCUGAGUAUUGGUUUGAUAUGUUAUAUUCACAUGCAAAAGAUAUAUCAGAUAAAGAAUUAUUUAAAUUAAUAUCAGAACGAAGAACUAUGUCAAGGAUGUUAUCAGAUUAUGGAGAACAAAAAUCAACAUCAAUUUCGACAGCUAAAAGACUCGCUGAAUUUCUUGGUGAAGAUAUUAUUAAAGAUAAACGUCUUUAUUGUCGUUUUGUUAUAGCUAAUGUACGACGUGAUGCACCUAUUACUGAACGUGCUGUUCCAUUAGCUAUAUUUCAAUGA
Rotaria sp. Silwood1 is the source of this 423-nucleotide messenger RNA. NCBI's taxonomy places the organism in Eukaryota, Metazoa, Rotifera, Eurotatoria, Philodinida, Philodinidae. The record is from the annotation of a GenBank genome assembly.